AUGAGAGUGGUUGUGCUUGCCCUGACUCUGGCCCUUGCGGCUUGUCAACACAACUUUGCCCCUGAAUUUGCUGCUGGUAAGACUUAUGUGUACAAAUAUGAGACACUGCUCCUGGGCGGUCUACCGGAGGAAGGAUUGGCGAGAGCUGGACUCAAAGUGAGGAGCAAAGUUUUGAUUAGCGCUGCUGAACCAAACAUGCUCCUGCUCAAGCUUGCUGAACCUGAGUUCUUCGAGUACAGUGGUGUUUGGCCCAAGGAUGCUUUCACACCGGCCACUAAGCUGUCUUCAGUCUUGGCGCCUCAGCUGAUUAUCCCCAUCAAGUUUGAGUACUCCAAUGGUGUUGUCGGAAAAAUGUUUGCACCUGAAGGUGUCUCGGUCAUGGUGCUGAACAUCUACAGAGGUAUCCUGAAUGUUCUGCAGCUCAAUGUAAAAAAGACACAGAACAUCUAUGAAAUGCAGGAGGCCGGAGCUCAGGGUGUGUGCAAGACCUUCUAUGCCAUCACUGAAGAUGAGAAGGCUGAACGCAUCCUCCUGACAAAGACCAGGGACCUUAACCACUGUCAGGAAAGGAUUGUGAAAGACAUCGGGUUGGCCUACACUGAGACGUGUGCCAAGUGUCAGCGGGAUUCCAAGAGCUUGAGAGGAGAAACUGCAUACAACUACAUUCUGAAGUCAGUUCCCAACAGUAUCAUGAUCCUGGAAGCAUCUGUCAAUGAGAUCAUUCAGUUCACACCUUUCAACGAGAUGAAUGGAGCUGCUCAAAUGGAGACAAAGCAACGUUUGGUUUUCCUCGAGAUCCAGAAGAGUCCUUUAAUGCCCGUGAGAGCUGAGUAUCGUCAACGUGGAUCGCUCCAGUAUGAGUUCUCCACCGAGUUGUUGCAAACACCCAUUCAGCUUGUGAAGAUCACCAAUGUCCAGACUCAGAUAGUGGAAGUUCUAAACCAUCUGAUUACCUACAAUGUGGAGAGAGUCCAUGAUGAUGCUCCUGUCAAGUUUUUGGAGCUCAUUCAACUCCUUCGUAUGGCCAAACUUCAAGACUUGCAAAUGCUCUGGAGUCAGUACAAGACAAAAAGUGGCUACAGGCAAUGGAUCUUGGAUGCACUUCCUUCCAUCGGAACUCCAGUUGCUCUGAGAUUCAUCAUUCAGAAAUUUGAGUCUGAUGAACUGACACCCAUUGAGGUUGCUCAAGCUUUGGUUGCUUCCAUUCAUAUGGUGACAGCAGACCCCGAGGUCAUUCAGCUGAUUGAAAGCUUGUCAGUCAACAGCAAAAUAAAGAGGAACCCAGUUCUGUCUGAGAUCGUCUUACUUGGCUAUGGUACCAUGAUUUCAAAAUAUUGUGCCCACAAAACUGUCUGCCCCGUUGAACUGGUCAAGCCCAUCCACACCCUUCUUGCUGAGGCCAUUGGCAAGACCGACAUACAGCAAAUAGUUUCCAUUUUGAAGGUGUUGAGUAACGCUGGCCAUCCAAUGAGCCUGAAGCCGAUCACAAAGGUCCUUCCUAUUCAUGGUACACCAGCUACAAGGCUGCCCACAAGAGUUCAUGCUGAGGCGAUUAUGGCUUUGAGGAACAUUGCCAAGAAGGAACCAAGAAUGGUCCAGGAAUUGGCUCUUCAGCUGUAUAUGGACAAGUCUCUUCAUCCUGAGCUGCGCAUGCUCUCGUGCAUUGUUAUCUUCGAGACACGGCCGCCAGUUGGUUUAAUAACAAGUCUAGCCAACCUUGUGAAGAUGGAGGAGAACUUGCAGGUGGCCAGCUUCACCUACUCUCACAUGAAGUCCUUGACCAGAAGCACCGCUCCAAACCACGUUCCAAUUGCCGCUGCUUGCAAUGUCGCAGUCAGAAUCUUGAGCCCGAAGCUAAAGAGACUGAGCCUCCGCUUCAGCAGAGCCAUUCAAAUGGACCUAUAUAGCAAUCACUUCAUGCUUGGUGCUGCUGCCAGUACUUUCUACAUCAACGACGUUGCCACCAUUUUCCCACGAACUGUCGUCGCUAAGGCCAGUGCCUUCAUUGCUGGAGCUGCUGCUGAUGUCCUGGAGGUUGGAGUUAGAACUGAGGGACUCCAGGAAGCUUUGCUGAAAAGCAAUUCAUCAACGGAUAAUACGGACAGGAUCACCAAGAUGAAGCGUGUCAUCAAAGCCGUGAUUGAAUGGACUGCCCAGCCUAAUAGCAAGCCUCUGGCCUCCAUCUACGUCAGGCUCUUCGGACAAGAAAUUGCUUUUGUCGACAUCAACCGGGAAGUGAUUAACCAGGCCAUCACGCUGGCCAAUGGAGUAUAUGUUCAGGAUCUUGGGAGGGAUGCCCUCAGAGCUCUGCUGUCAGGACGCGUUUUCCAUGUUGUUAAGCCAGUGCUGGCUACUGAAGUGAGGCGUAUCAUGCCGACGGCUGCUGGAUUUCCAAUGGAACUUGCUCUGUACAGCGCCGCUGUGGCUGUUGCAACUGGUAAAAUCAAGGCAACUGCAACUCCAGCUCUCUCAGAGCCCAUCCAGUACCGCCAUCUCCUGAAGACCAAAAUGGAGCUUGUGGCUGAUAUCAAACCAAGCAUCAAUGUGAACAUGUUUGCUGUGAUGGGAGUGAACACUGCAAUUCUCCAGGCUGCAGUGCUCUCAAGAGCCAAGCUCACCUCCAUUUUGCCAGCCUCCAUUUCAGCAAGACUUGAUAUCAACGAGGGUGAAUUUAAGAUUGCGGCUCUACCUGUUGCUGUCCCUGAAAACAUUACAGCUAUUGAGGUUGUGAGCAUUGCUGUGGUGAGAAACAUUGACGAUCUUCCUAAUGCUAGAAUCACCCCCCUAAUCCCUGCCCAAGCCUUGAAGCCAUCUUCAAAGGAGAUCCCCACCUCAAAGACUUCCUCUCGUUCUGAUAGUUUGCGUGCAUCUUCAGAGAUCAUUCAAGAGGAUGUGCCAACAGAUUUCAAACCCGUCAGAAACAGAACCUUCUCUAAAAAGUACUGCUUCAAAUCUUACGGCAUUGGACUGAGAGGCUGUGUCAGGGUUGCCUCAACCAACGCUGCUUUUAUCAAGGACAUUCUGUUGUACAAAAUGGCUGGAAAGCACUCACUUUCUGUGUCAAUGCAGCGCAAUGAAGAUGAAUCCAUUGAAAGAAUAGAGAUGCUGGUCCAAGUUGGACCAAAGGCUGCGGAGAAGAUCAUCAAGAAGAUUACAUUGGCCGAAGAGGAAAUCAUCGAGGGAAAGCCUGUCUUGAUGAAGCUCAAGAAACUUCUGAAUAGCACCUCUUCCUCCUCCUCUUCUUCAAGCAAGUCCUCCUCGUCAUCACGUAGCAGCAGAAGCAGCAGCAGCAGCAGCAGCAGCAGCAGUAGCAGCAGCAGCAGCAGCAGCAGCAGGAGGAGCAGCAGCAAACGCAGCAGCAAACACAGCAGCAGCAGCAGCAGCAGCAAACGCAGCAGCAAACGCAGCAGCAGACACAGCAGCAGACACAGCAGGCUGGCAAAAAGCAGCUCGGCAUCUAGUUUGGAAUCUCUCUUCAGCGCCAGCUCUGGUUCCAGUCGUUCCUCUCGUUCCAGUCAUCCCGUCUCGAUGCGAAUUAAUUACGAUCGCAUUUUCCUGAAGAACCACAAGACGUCCAAACCCACCUCAUCUCACAAGAGCAAAAGCAGCCUCUCCAGUGUUGAGGCUCUCUACAACAAGGACAAAUUCCUCGGCACUGAAAAUGCUCCUGCAGUCCUCGUCAUUCUUCAAGCUGUGAGGACCGAUGGCAAGCUCCAGGGAGUCCAAAUCACUGGCUACGCAGACAAGGCUAAUGCUCGAGUUCAGAUAAUCCUGGCUGCUCUGGCUGCUGAUAACAACUGGAGGAUGUGUGCUGAUGGUGUUUUGCUCAGCAAGCACAAAGUCACAGCGAAAAUAGCUUGGGGAGAGGCAUGCAGACAGUAUGACAUGACAGUCGUCGCUGAGACCGGUCUUCUUGGUCCAAGCCCAGCAGCUCGCCUCAGAAUGACAUGGAAGGAACUGCCAGUUGUCUUCAAACGCUACGCAAAGAAGGCAUAUGAUUACAUUCCCGAGUACGUGCUGGACAGAGUCGUCCGACGGAAGGAGGAGAACAGUGUCAAUCAGUUGGCAUUCACAGUGGCUGCAACAUCUGAAAGGACCUUGGAUUUGAUUUUCAAGACACCAACACGCAGCAUCUAUAAGCUGGCUUUGCGCCUCCCCCUUACUCUGCCACUGGAUGAGUUGACGGGACUUACACCUUUUGAUGAUCUGACGGAUAAAGUCCGUUACUUGAUCUCCAAGGCCGCCGCAGCUGAAUGUAGCUUCAGCAGAGACGUAGUGACCACAUUCAACAACAAGAAGUACAAGAACGAGAUGCCUCAGCUUUGCUACCAGGUUCUGGCUCAGGACUGCAGUGAGGAGAUGAAGUUCAUGGUCCUGUUGAGGAAGGAUGAUAAUGUACGCAACCAUAUCAACAUCAAAAUUGCUGACAUUGAUGUCGACUUGUUCAUGAGGAGCACGGACGUGGUUGUGAAGGUUAAUGGAAGAGAGGUGCCCACCAACAAUCUGCCAUACAAGCACCCAACAGCUAAAAUUGAGGUCAGACCUAAGGGAGACGGCAUCUCCGUCUAUGCUCCAAGCCUUGGACUCAUUGAGGUCUACUUUGACAGCACUUCCUGGAAGGUUAAAGUUGCAGACUGGAUUAAGGGACAGACCUGCGGACUCUGUGGAAAGGCCGAUGGGGAGAUGAAACAGGAAUUCCGCACUUCCAACGGACGUGUGAUAAAGAACGCAGUCAGCUUUGCUCACUCCUGGGUUCUGCCGGCCGAAAGCUGCAAGGACAACACAGAGUGUCGCAUGAAGCUUGAGUCAGUACAGUUGGAGAAACAGAUGGAUGUCCGAGGCCAGGAGUCCAAAUGUUUCUCUGUUGAGCCGGUGUUGCGUUGCUUGCCUGGCUGCCUCCCUGUCAAGAUCACCGCCGUCACUGUCGGCUUCCACUGUCUUCCUAUCGCCGCCUUGGUUCCCCAGGACUUUUACAACUACAGCGUGGAUCUGAGGGAAACAACCCAAGCACAUCUCGCUUGCAGCUGCACUCCUCAGUGCGCAUAACGACAUCGACUCUUAUCACUUCGUCUCAAAAUUUCCAAUGUAACAUUAAAUAAAAUGCAUCUCAAAAAGGAUCUUGAUGGUGUGGAGUCAUGUCAUUGGAAACAUUCUUUCCUGAACGCCCAUGCACAUCUAACUCUCUUGACAAUCAAUCAGAUUUUAAGACUAGAGGUCCAGGCAUAGACAAGCAAUACAAAACACAAUUCCAAAUAUUCAUGACAAAAACUUCAACAAACAUUUCUCAAUGCAUAUCCACUGCUUUUGAGUUAAGCUUCUACACAUAAUUAAUGUAAUGUCAUGUCCUUUACUUGUUUGUCUUGGACAUUAUGCAUAAAUCCAAACCCUGAAAAGAUGGGCUUGGUUUGUUUAAUUGGUGCUGGAUUGGACUUUCACUUCACAGACGUGCUGAAAUGUCAUGUCAUGAGUGCUCACUCUGACAACUCCGAACAGUGACAAUAUGGCAAACACAUAUCAUGCCUUUGUGUGAAAUGUUUGAUCAACAAAGAUAAUAAAUAUGGCCAGAAUAUGGAAAAAGAAAACAUUUAUCAGACAGUACUCAGUCACACAACACAAACCAUCAAUUAUCUUAACUUUGCAAGUAUGCACUAGCUGAGCGGGAACCCAUCCUCGCAAAAUCUGCCUGGUCAGCCAAUUCCAUAUAAAAUAAUAAUCAGUCAGGAAUGUUUUGAGACAUCAAUGGCGCCAUUGCUUUGAAACUUGGACAGUUUGGCUCCACGGGAAACCAACUUAACCAAAUUCAUGAUGAUUGUUUUGCGUUUCGCUUCAUUCAUGUCCAUUACCUCUGGAGCCGACAGAGGUGGGAGUAAGCAAGGAAACUAUGCUUGUACUUUGUGAUGACAGGAUUGCAACUUCUAUGGCAUUUAAGGGAACAGAAUUAAGCAAAAUCAACAUUUUUUUUAGAUGUAUGAAAGAGAUUCAUAUUUAAGGAAAUACAUGACAUAUAAAUGUCGCCAUCCUGCAAAAAAAAAAAAAAAAAGUCUACAUUCCUCCUGCGUUUGAAUCAGUCAGUAGGGUCUGUUUACUGCACAGACUCUGGACAAUUGUCAUUAAAGGUUAUGUAAACAGUGCAGACACACACAUACGAGAGAGAAAGAGACCAGAUUCUGUCUCUUAAAGAGUGAAGAAUACACAAGUGUUACAAAAAAAAAAUAAA
Molecule: messenger RNA, 6217 nt
Organism: Syngnathoides biaculeatus (alligator pipefish)
Lineage: Eukaryota; Metazoa; Chordata; Actinopteri; Syngnathiformes; Syngnathidae
Product: vitellogenin-1-like
Exons: 34
Coding region: 1-5046 (1681 amino acids)
Biological process (GO): lipid transport
Molecular function (GO): lipid carrier activity
Source: RefSeq, a predicted model, not a curated record